AUGAUUGGUAAUGGUGUAUAAGAAUAAAAAGUUGUGGGUUUGAUGACUGAUAAGCAGGAUUUACAGAAAUAAGUCAGGGAUUAAUAAAAUCAAAUUGAUCAACUCUAAUAAAAAUAAAUUUCUCUAUAAGCAGAUUUAUUAAGUAAAACAAAAGAAUUAUAAUCAUAUGAUGCAUAAAAUUAAUAAUAACCAAAUAUUUAAUCAAAUGAGUAAUAGACAGAUCUAAUUAAUUCAUUAUAAUAAUAAUUAUCAUAAGCCAAAUAAUAAUAUUAAGAGCUAUUGGAAACUGCUUCAUAAAAUAUAACUCCAAAUGGGUUAAAAGAAAAAGUAUUAUAAUAAUAAACAACUAUUCAUGAUUAGUAGGAUUAGAUAAUAAAUUUACAAUAAUAAUUAGAAAAAGAACUUCCUAAAUUAUAAGGAUAAUUAACAUAGACUCAGUAAGAAUUAUAAGCAGCUUAAACUGAUGCAUAACUUUAAGCCAAACGAUACUAGGAUUUAUUAGCUAAGAAAUAACCAGAAAAUCAAAAAGGUGAUGAACAAUUAGAAAUUCCUUAAGAAGAAGCAAAAUAGUUAAAAUAAUAAAAUUAAGAAUUUCAAACCAAUUUGUAAAAUUUGGAGUAAGAAAAAAAAUAGAAUGCCUUAGAAUUACAAAAGUUAUAAUAAGCUAAAGAUGAAAUAGAUAGUUUGUAAAGAGAAAAAAAUUUAGCUGAAUAAUUGUAAAAUAUUUUAUAAGAAUAAGUUAAAGACUAAUAAAAUUAAAUAACAGAAUUAAAAAAAAAAGAAGAAAAUCUAAAAUAAGAAAUAAAAACUUAAAAAGAUAAUUAAAGUGAAUUAAUAGGCAAUAAUUCAUAAGGAGAUGCUCAAAAAUCUAAGGAUUAACUCCCAUUAUAAUAGUAAGGAGAAGAAAAAUAAGAAUAAGGAUAAAUUCAACCUGAAAAUGUAGAAGCUUUAAAGGAUUAAAUUGCAAAAUUAAAAUUUGAAAAGGAAUAAAACUAAAGUGAACUUGAUUCACUAUCUAAUCACAAAAAAGAAAAUGAAGACUUAAGAAAACAAAAGCUUGAACUUUAGAAUUAAGUACUAGAAAAAUAAAGCUAAAUCAAUAAAUUAUAGGAUAAUAAAAUUUAAGCAGAAAAUGUUGACAAUCAAAAUUUCAAAUUUUAAACAGAUCCUGAAAAAAAUUUAAAAAUAAGCUAACUCACUUAAGAAAAUUAAUAGCUGAAAAAUUAGAUCACUUAAAUAGAGGAUUAAAAGAAAGAAGAUCUAAAAUAAUUUUAGAAUAUGAUUGGAAAUGGAGUUAAUGAGUAAUAGAUUGUUGAUUUAUAUCGCCAAAAACAAGAACUUCAAUCAGAAAUUAGAUAAUUAUAAAAUCAGCUUGAUAAAGUAUAGCAAGAAUCCAUAUAUUUGUAAGAAUAAUUAGCUGAAAAAAAUAAAUAAAUAAUUGAUUUAAAUUAGACGUUGCCUCAAGAUGAAUAAAAACUUCUUAUUUUAGAAAAUUAGAAGGAAAUAGAAUAAUUAAAAGCUUAGCUCAAUAAAGCAAAAUAAUAGUAUUAAGAAAUCCUAGAAAUUCAAUCUUAAAAUUUAACUCCAAAUGGUUAAAAAGAAAAACUUCUUUAAAAUGCAAAAUAAAUACAUGAAUUAGAACAACUUCUUUUAGAAAAAUAAUAAGAAAUAGAAAAUUAAGUUCCAUAAUUAUAGGGACAACUAAAAGAAUUAUAACAAAAGUACACUGAUUCUUUAAAUGAAGUUUAACUUUUGAAUGAUAGAUACUAAGAUCUAUUGAGUAAGAAACCAUUAGAAAUACCAGACUAACGUGAAGAAAAUAUAGUUUUGGCUGAAUUAUAAGAAAAAUAUAAAAAUUAAGAGGAAUAAGUUAAAUAAUUAAUUUAAGAUUAAAAGCAAUCUCAAAAUAAUCAAACAAAAAUGUCUGAAGAAAUAUCUGAUCUAGUUAGAUAGAAUAACUUAUUAUAAUAGUAAUUAUAAUUAACUGAAUAAUAAUUAAAUUAAAUUUAGAAUGAAUUAAAUGAUCAAAGAUCAUUAAUUUAGUAAAAAGAUGAAGAAAUUUUGAAAUUAAAAAACGAACUCAUAGAAGCUAAUGGAGAUUUUGGGAAAUAAGAGUAUCAAAAAUUAUAAAAUCAGUAAGGAGGGUAAGACACCUCAAAUUAGGUUCCUUAAUAAAGUAAGAUUUAAUAGGAUGAUGAAAAAAAUGCUAGUGAAAUAAUAAAUUCUUUAUAAUCUUAAUUGGCAAUUUUAUAAUAAUAAGGUAAUGAUUAAUAAUAGCUCCAACAAGAAAAUGAACAAUUAAAAUAAAGUAAAUUGUAAUUAUAAAAUGAAUUAUUAAAUGCAUAAAAUACUUUGAAUUAAUUGUUUUCAGGAUAAUUACCACAAAAAGCAGAUAAUCCUUCAUUAUUAGAUCCAACUAAAGCACUUUAAAUUAGCUAAUUAUAAUAAGAAAAUUAACAAUUAAAGAAAUAGAUUAUUGAUAUAGAAGCAGAAAGAAAAGAAGAUUUGAAAAACUUUGAAAAUAUACUGGGUACUGGACCAGAAGGAAAAUAAAUUGUAUCCUUAAUAUCAGAGAAGCAACAAUUAUCUUAAAAAUUAAGGGAUUUAGAAAAUCAAAUAGAUUAAUUACAAUAAUCGCAAAUAAUUUUAUAGAGCUAACUGCUCGAAAAAAACUAAUAACUUAUGGAUCUAUACGAUGAAUAAGAUCAAUGA
Molecule: messenger RNA, 2712 nt
Organism: Paramecium tetraurelia
Lineage: Eukaryota; Ciliophora; Oligohymenophorea; Peniculida; Parameciidae
Exons: 1
Source: RefSeq, a predicted model, not a curated record